CUAUUUCUUGUGACCAACUAACAAAUUCUACGAUUUUUAACCAUCAUCUAUUCCACACAUUUCGAAAUGAGUAUUUCAAAUUUUACUACACAGCCUGUGAUACAGCAGCAACCCAAACUCGAGACUGAACAGCUCCACUGCAAUGCAGCCAUGCACGUCUCCAACCCUCAAGUUGAGCCUGUUUUUAUUCAUCCUACAAACGGAUCAAGUUUGUCAUAUGGAGGGAGUUCUAGUACACCAGUUGAGUCAAUGCCUGCAGGUGCAGCGAACAUUCAGCAACCACCAGGAAUGUGUUCUGAGUCCAACCACUCAGAGCAUCUGUUGCCAUCACAGAAAUACAGCAACGGUGGUACUGCACUUGUGAAUAUGGGGGACAUCCCGACUGUAAUGCAGCAACAACUGGGUGAUAGAGGAGCUCUUACAGGAAUCAACAUUCCAUACCCAGCGGCAGUAACAAGUGGGGCACCAACAACACUUUUGACAUUUCAACCUGCAGGGCGAACAUUUGUGGCAGCUCCAGCGACUGGAGUUUGGCCAGUCAAGAUCAUGCAGAAUGCCUCAACAAUGACAGAGGAGUCAGAGCUACAAGCAAUGCCGAAAAUAGGACCAGUUCAUGUUCCAGACAAGUCGAAGGAACUUGGCAAUCAGACAUGUGCUGAACCCCAAAAUGGACAAAUAAAAGGUACAACAGUAGAAUCAGUAAAAGGAAAUAGACAUCAAAUUAAUGGUGGUGUUGACGAUGAUGUUGAUGAAGAUGAAGAAGAUGAUGAUGAAGAAGAAGAAGACAGUGGUGACACCGAUGAUAGCAAAUCUGAUUUACACAAAGAAAUGUUAGCAGAAUGCCAGCAAAUGCACCUGGAACAACAGGGUACUGCAAUGGCGGAUUAUUUGUCAAGGUUGCAACCAUUGCAGCCUUUAGCAAUGCCAUUUCAGCACUUCCUGAGUUACCAAACUGAUGAAGUCAUGGAAAAUGGGACAUCACCCAGUGCUGUUAAUAAUGGAAACAGUAAGCGGUCUAGAGGGCGCCUAGGAGAAGUACGGCUUAUCACAGCUGCAGAUGGAUCGACACUCUACUCUUGCCCAGAAUGCCAGACUGUCCUACCUGAUCGGAACCAACUUGAUGUUCAUAUGCAGAUAAAUAGAAAAGCUGGUAGAAGCUGACCUUGGAGAAGAUCAGCUUGGAUUCCACAGAAAUGUAGGAAUAUGCGAGACAUUACUG
Messenger RNA from Schistocerca nitens (vagrant locust), 1219 nucleotides. RefSeq lists its product as uncharacterized. The record is from RefSeq and is a predicted model, not a curated record. The transcript is spliced from 4 exons. Lineage: Eukaryota; Metazoa; Arthropoda; Insecta; Orthoptera; Acrididae. Bases 67 to 1161 code for a protein of 364 amino acids.